AUUUGGUGUUUGGUAGUUUCACUUCUUCUCAGCGACUAUAUCCUAAAGGUGUCCCCCCCUGAAUCAGUCCGGAGUGCAACACGCUCUCUGAGUACCUAGUUCCAUCCGUCCCCACCACGGAAGAAGAGUGUUUACAAGUAAAGGACAGACAGACGGCUGUUCGCCCCCCCUGUCACUCAUCCCCAUGGCUCAAAGCAUCAGACGAGACUCCCCAGAGCUCCCAGACUUCUCGUUGCUUAAGAGGCUGGCCAGGGACCAGCUGAUCUAUCUGCUGGAGCAGCUACCCGGAAGGAAGGACCUCUUUAUUGAUGCUGACUUAAUGAGCCCACUUGAUCGUAUUGCCAAUGUUUCUACACUUAAGCAACAUGAAGUUGACAAACUCUACAAAGUGGAAUAUAAGACGAUUGUGAGCACUUCUGAUCAAUUGUGUUUUCUGAUACGUCCAAGGCUACAAUCUGUGAAGUGGAUUUGUGAUGUGGUGAACGCAGACAAAGCUGCUGGGAAAUUCAGAAGAUACAAGUUAAUAUUUACCCCUCAGAAGUUCUAUGCUUGUGAGAACGUAUUGGAGGAGCAGGGAAUCUUCGGAGACGUGACAACUGAUGAGUGGGCAUUCCAUCUCCUCCCAUUGGAUGAUGACAUCAUCAGCCUGGAACUCCCAGAGUUCUUCCGAGACUAUUUCCUGGAAGGGAACCAGCGCUGGGUGCGGACGGCUGGCAGUGCGCUGCACCUACUGCACUCCCUCUACGGCCCCUUCUCUAAGGUCUACGGGAUCGGCCGAUGUUCCAAGAUGGCGUAUGAGUCAUGGCGGGAGCAGGUAGAGGAGGGAGAACAGAAAGGUUGCGAUGGGGAGAUUGGAAGUGUUUUUCUUUUUGAUAGAGAUGUGGACUACGUCACUCCUAUGUGCUCCCAGGUGGUCUAUGAAGGGUUAGUGGAUGACAUCUUCAGAAUCAAAUGUGGGUGUGUGGAGUUUGGUCCGGAAGUUACAUCCUCUGACAAAAGUUUAAAAGUAAUGCUUAACUCGCAAGAUAAGGUGUUUAACCAAAUCCGGAAUGAGCAUUUCUCCAACGUUUUCGGGUUUCUCAGUCAGAAAGCCAAAAAUCUUCAGACUGCAUACGACAAAAGAUGUGGUAUGGACAUAAAACAGAUAAAGACAUUUGUCUCAGAAGAACUCAAAGGCUUAAAACAAGAGCAUCGGCUGUUGAGUUUACAUAUUGGUGCCAGUGAAUCAAUGAUGAAGAAGAAGACAAAGCAGGAAUUUCAAGAGCUGUUGAAAACCGAGCACUCCUUACUGGAGGGGUUCGACAUCCGGGAAUGUAUUACAUUCAUUGAGGAGCACAUCAACAGACAAUGCUCCAUGAUAGAGAGCCUGCGACUCCUCUGUCUCCUGUCGCUCACGGAAAACGGUCUACUCUCCAAAGACUACAAAUCAAUGAAGGCACAAUACCUACAGAGUUAUGGCGUGGACCACCUUCCGACCUUUGCCAACCUGAAGCAGUUGGGGGUUCUGGUGGAGCAGCCGACAGGGGAGACCCUUACCGCCAUGGAGAGCAAAGUUGGCAAGCUGGUUAACGACAGAGCUGCAGGAAAGCUGACUGAUGCCUUUUCCUCUUUGGCGAAGAAGAGCCAUUUCCGAGCCCUAAGUAGGAGACUAAACUUGGUGCCCAAAUCGGAUGAGGAAUACGACUUGCGUGUUCCCAAAGACAUGGCCUACAUCUUCAGCGGGGCUUAUGCGCCGCUCAGCUGUAAACUCAUCGAACAGGUUUUGGAGCGAGAUGGAUGGACUGGCUUGGAAGAAGUCACCAGGUUACUCAAUGGCCAGGAAUUCGCAGCCUCAGGCUGCAGUGAGGCUGACGGGAAGGCAAGGAGCGACACUCAGAGGACCAUCCUGGUCAUGUUCCUCGGGGGAUGCACCUUCUCCGAGAUCUCGGCCCUACGUUUCCUUGGCAAAGAGAAAGGUUAUAAAUUCAUCAUUGUUACGACAGCCAUCACAAACAGUGCCAGACUCAUCGAGGCAUUGUUGGAUAACCGUGCAUGAGUCCAGACAGCUGCUCUAUUUUAGGAAAAACUUUGCUAUUGCAUUGUAUUGCAUCAUGGACAGAAACUCAAAGAUUCCUGCCACUGUAAAGGAUGUGAACCACCUGCGGGACCACUGGCAUUACUGAAUGGACUUAUUGCUUCUGAGGCGCACUCUUGGAUUGAUGUAAAAAAAGGAUACUAUGAACUGAAUGUGAAUAAAUGUUUUAAUAUG
Messenger RNA from Gadus macrocephalus (Pacific cod), 2248 nucleotides. It is a transcript of the gene vps33b, whose product is annotated as VPS33B late endosome and lysosome associated. Gene Ontology annotation, cellular component: lysosome; CORVET complex. NCBI's taxonomy places the organism in Eukaryota, Metazoa, Chordata, Actinopteri, Gadiformes, Gadidae. Bases 185 to 2035 code for a protein of 616 amino acids. Gene Ontology annotation, biological process: vesicle-mediated transport; intracellular protein transport. The record is from RefSeq and is a predicted model, not a curated record. The transcript is spliced from 24 exons.